Fulvia fulva is the source of this 516-nucleotide messenger RNA. RefSeq lists its product as uncharacterized. Lineage: Eukaryota; Fungi; Ascomycota; Dothideomycetes; Mycosphaerellales; Mycosphaerellaceae. Bases 1 to 516 code for a protein of 171 amino acids. The transcript is spliced from 2 exons. The record is from RefSeq and is a predicted model, not a curated record.
AUGGCUCGCGCAAUCCAGAAAACCGUCUUCGCCACAAUGGCAUUCGCAAGUUAUGCCCUUGGCGUCACCACAACGUUACAAGGCGGCCGCAGAGGCGGCGCAGCGUGUCAGAGCCCAGACAUCUACCUGACCUGCGGCGACGUCAGAGCGAAUCAAUGCUGCUACAUCCCCGGGCGAGGCUUCGGCCAAGCCUUGUUCGAUGGGCUGCCGACGGAGGAUCCAGUAGCAUACGGAGCAGUGUACUCGACCGCUGACGUGGACCCAAACACCGGGAUAGAUGCUAAGAAAAGCCUAGGGUCGGAGUGGUUCAGAAUCACCACCAAACGAGAGGAACAAGAGGUCGCUCCGCCCGUGCAUCCCGAUACUUUGCACAUUGGUAACCGUACCUUCCGCAUGUUCGAUGCGUCGGUGCCGGCGGAUAUUACGGAGGCCAUGGCGAGAUUCUUCGAAGAGGCUGAUGAGACCACGGAUCCAGAGCAUGUUCCGAGGGCUUUCUUGCCCCAUGAACGAUUAUGA